Temnothorax curvispinosus is the source of this 1267-nucleotide messenger RNA. RefSeq lists its product as uncharacterized. The record is from RefSeq and is a predicted model, not a curated record. The transcript has 6 exons. Lineage: Eukaryota; Metazoa; Arthropoda; Insecta; Hymenoptera; Formicidae. Bases 398 to 1195 code for a protein of 265 amino acids.
AUGCGAUCGACAUAAAACAGAUCUUGAAUGUGUGCGCGUGAAGUUACAAUCGUUUCAGUUAUGUUGACAUGUUACAGUGUAGUGUGCGCGCGUUCUUACGCAUCAGAUUUCGCAAUUAAAGCGUAGUAAAGAUACGUCACGAUAUACACCCACUUUUUCUCGAGCUGCGAUUGGUCCGUCGUAAAUGAUUCGUCGAGGACGAAUUUGCCAGGGCCGACAAACAAGAUUGUUUUUCACUCGCGACGACUUCCUAGUGCGUCGCGGCGCUCAUUUCAGGAAUCUGAAAAUAUGAUCGAAGGAAUGCAUUUUGAUUGAUGAUUGUCGAGAUUACGCAGAGAGAGAUGGUGAUAAUCCGAUAAUCGGAUUUACUUGAGUUUGAGGAGUUUAUAAAAGCGAUAUGGUCAUAGAGAUUUGGCAUAGUCUCGUUACAAUCGCCAUGAAGUUCGUUUACGUUAUUUUGGUAUUUAUCUCUUUAGCUUCGGCGGAGCUAGAAAUUCUGAAUAUUAUAGACAAUGUAAAUUCAGAUACUAAUAUAAAUAACGUUGUGGACGAAUUUAUUCCUCAAAUUUCGCAAUUUAUUGUCAAUAAUAACCUGGACCCACUCAAUCUCCCACAAACGAAGACAAAAUUAUGGAUGGACCUUUCGGACACCACCAUUUCGAACCAAGUCGAACCAAUGAUAUACAAAGCCGAUCUCAUUUUGCACUCGGGUAUACUGAAACGUUUGUCCGAUUUGAAGCGUUAUGGCAACGCCACCUUAAGUUACAAAGCUGAAGACGUAAAGCUGAAUCUUGGCUUCGAAUUUAAAGUUUUACAGGGAUCAUACAGUUUUACCGUAAACCUGGUCUUUUUCAACUUGAAGGGCCGCAUUCUAGCUUCGUCGGCAAAUGUACGCGCUAAAACUGCCGUCAGAUUCAACUCAAUGAAUCAAACUUUAUCUCUCGACAAGUUCGAGUUACAAGUUCCAGGUAAGAUUAAAGUGAUAAUCGAAAAUAAGAACGGACUAGUGGAUUGGGUAAACACGUUUAUCGUCAAUAUCAUAACUCCGUUCUUUAAGAACACGAUUGUAAACUUCGUUCAGGAACAAGCGACGAAUGCAAUUCAAACGUACUUCAAUGAAAUAAAUAAAUCGUUAAAAGCAAGCUGGUUACUCUCGAAAAUUACGAAUAUGGAAUCAGUGCUGAACAAAAAUUGAAUGUGACUUCUUAAUACGAUAUAUGUAUAAUUUUAUAUCCUACGUUUUUAUAAAUACAUUACAUUUUUUAAA